AUGAAUGUUAAUGAUGUCGAACAAGAUGGAUGGUAUACAGUUUAUUGUGGUCAUGGUAGAUUUACAUUACCUGUGCGAUAUCAAGAUUUAGUUCUUAUUGGACAAGGAGCUUAUGGUAUUGUAGUUCGUGCAACUGAUACUACAACAGGUAAAUACGUAGCUAUUAAAAAAAUUCUUCGUCCUUUUGAAACUGAUAUACAUGCAAAACGAACUUAUCGAGAACUUAAACUACUUAUGUAUCUCAAUCAUCCUGAUGCACAAGUGGUACAAUUAUAUAAUGUAUUUACACCUGAACAGAAUGUAAACGAAUUUCGAACAAUAUACUUAGUAUUGAAUUUUGUUGGUCAUGACUUGAAUAAACUUCUAUUACAACGUGUACCACUCACAGAAACACUUAUUCAAUUAAUUAUCUGUUCACUUCUUCGUGGUUUGAAGUUUAUUCAUUCAGCUGGUAUUCUCCAUCGUGAUUUAAAACCAACAAAUAUUGGAAUCGAUCGAAAUAGCAAUGUUACAAUUCUUGAUUUUGGAUUAGCUAGUGUUGCAUCAAUUUGUCCUGCCACUACUUAUGUUUGUACCAGAUGGUGGCGUGCACCAGAAAUAUAUCUCAAUGAGAAAAAAUAUAAUGAAAAAAUUGAUAUAUGGUCUGUUGGUUGUAUAAUGGCAGAACUAAUCCUACAUAAACCACUUUUUCCUGGACAAACUAAAUUUGAUCAGUUAAAUAAAAUAUUUGAUAUUAUUGGUACACCAGAUUUAGCAACAUUAUCAGAGAUAUGUACAUCAGGAUAUUUUAUGCGAAAAAUUUUAGAAACAUCUACUUAUAUGAGUCAAAUGGAACCUAGACCCAAAACAAAUUUUAAUGAAUUGUUUGGUUAUCAAAUUGAUCCAUCAACAGGAAGAACAAUAUCUGGUGUUUCACCAGAAGGUGUUGAUUUACUUGAUCAGCUUCUAUCUUUUGAUCCUCGUCAACGUCCAACUGCUGAACAAGCCUUAAGUCAUCCGUUUUUGGAAUUUUAUCAUGAUCCAGAUGAUGAGCCAACUAUAGAACCUAUGAUUAAUGAACAUCAAAAUGCAGAAUAUACUAAAGAGCAAUGGAAAGCUAUUGUAUGGCAAAUGGUUGAAGAGUUUAUACCACCAUCUUGGAUCGACAAUGAUGCAAUAGACGAUUCAUAA
Messenger RNA from Rotaria sordida, 1170 nucleotides. The record is from the annotation of a GenBank genome assembly. NCBI's taxonomy places the organism in Eukaryota, Metazoa, Rotifera, Eurotatoria, Philodinida, Philodinidae.